Orbilia oligospora ATCC 24927 is the source of this 1842-nucleotide messenger RNA. RefSeq lists its product as uncharacterized. Gene Ontology annotation, biological process: polyamine biosynthetic process. NCBI's taxonomy places the organism in Eukaryota, Fungi, Ascomycota, Orbiliomycetes, Orbiliales, Orbiliaceae. The transcript has 2 exons. Bases 1 to 1842 code for a protein of 613 amino acids. The record is from RefSeq and is a predicted model, not a curated record.
AUGUCGACCUCCAACUCCGCCUCUCCAACAUCAAAGGACUUGCGCACUGCCGCAAAAAAUGCCCAAACUGCCAGAUCCCCGGCUUCACCACUCGAGCUCCUCCCUUCUAAAUCCGACAUCUACACGGCUCUCGCCACAAUUGUGAUCUGUGGCUUCGCUUCAUGGGCUUCGCAACUCUCACUUUCCCCAGUAUUCGGUGAAAUUCCUUCUGGUCUAAAUCAUGAGAAAACAAAAAACACCGCUUUCGCGGCAGCUGCUACAUUCGCACUCGCUUUGAAAUACACGAUCCCAAGAUCGCGGAUCCUUUUACGCUUAAGUCGCUUCUUAAUUCCAUUGGUCGCCAUAAAUAUUCCAUUAAUACAGGGCGCAAUCUGGCAGAGCGCCGGAGACCUCGGUGCCACAAAUGGUCCAAUUGUCACCGAGGCCGCAACCAUCGGUCCUCUCAUAGCCUUCACCGUCUUUAGUUUAACUGGUAUAAUCAGACCUGUUGGCGUUCCCGUAGCAUCAGUCGCAGCCGCAGAUAUCACAUUGCUAGCGUUGUCGUGGGUUCUCUUCAACUUCACCGAAAGAUCAGCAAUCAGCUACUUGGGUCCUUAUGUCGGAAAGGGAUGGCCAAUGACACGAUGCGGAAUGGAAGCUACGGUCGCUGUACUCGCAGCUUCACUGCACAGGUCCAUGUUCUUAGCCGCUGCUAUCCCCUCCUUCUUCCCGGUGUUCUAUCUUGAUCCUCGUUGUGUCAUGGGUGAGAGAGGUGUGCAGAAGUUGAGGGAACAUCUUGCGCCAUUGAACCACACUGUUGUCGCAAGAAUGGAGUCGAAUACAGGAUACCUAUCUGUUAUUGAAAACACUGAGCAACAUUACAGAUUCCUGAGAUGUGACCACAGCAUCCUCGGUGGAAUCUGGCUCACAUCCCACCCAAACCUUCAAAGAUAUGCUAGUAACCCACUACAUCUAAGGGAACCAAUUUACGCCGUCUUUGUCAUGCUCGAAGCAGUUCGUCUUAUCGACCCCCCAGCACGGGAAAGAAAGGACGCCAAUGCCUUGAUUGUUGGUCUCGGAAUAGGAACUUCCGCAUCGGGCCUGAUCCAACAUGGUAUAAAGACCCAUAUCGUCGAAAUCGACCCAGGCGUCUACCAGUUCGCAAAAGAACACUUCGGAUUGCCACCAAAUCAUACAGCUCAUAUUGGUGAUGCAGUUAGUUAUAUAAGUAAUGAAUACCUCAAAGCCACCUUGAAAGGCGAAGAAGUCAAAAAAUACGACUACAUCCUCCAUGACGUUUUCACUGGUGGUGCAGUACCAGCGGAUCUGUUUACAUGGGAGUUCUUGGAAGGUUUGAAGACGUUCCUCAAGCCUAACGGAGUCAUCGCUAUCAACUACGCCGGCGAUGUCAAACUCCAAUCUGCUCAAUCCGUAAUUUUAACAAUUCUCAAGGUCUUCGGCACUUGCCGUGCCUUCCGCGAAUUUGAGUCUCCGAAGGAGGAAGAGGCCGAAAAGGGUGAUUUCACAAACAUGGUAAUCUUCUGCACGCCUUUCCAUAAGCCUCGUCCAGAUCCAAGAAACCCAGGACACAGAGGAGAUAUAGAUCUCAGCGAGAUUGCGGCACCAUAUUUCCAUCAACCAGAGCCAUGGGACUUCUUGGGAACCUGGAUUAGAGAACAGAGGAUGAUGCCACAGCACGAAGUUGAUCUGUUGGAUAUCCAAAAGGCUGGAAAGGAGGGGGGGUUGGAGGUUGUGUCGGUAGGAACGGUGGAGAAGUUAAGAGAGUGGCAGAGGCAGAGUGCUGUACUGCAUUGGGAGAUUAUGAAUACAGUGGUUCCGUUGUCCGUUUGGACUUUAUACUGA